GCAGCAGUCAUCUGCUCCCUUUAACAGCCUGAACCUCCCAGCGCACAGCGAAAGACAAAUGGUGGCUGUAAAUGUAGUUACCGAGCGGCGGCCUCUCAUAUCAAGACAGCUGAUGAACUGAUGAAUUGCCAUGUUCAAUUACCGCGAUUUGUGAUUCGUCGACGAGGCUACAGCCGAAGGGUUUAUCAAGGGUUUUGAGCGAACGCCGUCUCGCCGUUUCUCGGAUGUGACACCAUUCUCUCUUCCCGUCCAUGGAGGUCCCGAACCCCGCAAUCUUAACCAGACCUCGGUCCUUCUUUUCAUCAUCAAUUUUCUGUCCCAAGAAGAAACUUUACAAGUUCAAAAUACCCAAUUCAAGGUUGCCCAUUUGCCCGCCACUUUCGACGCGUUUAGCGUUCUCUGCUACUAGGAAUCUUCGAGUAUCGGCUAGCUCUGGCCGCUCCACUAAUCGCCGGAACUCGCUGAGGGAAAAACUUGCUGAAAAGCAACAGGUGCGUAUUGAUUCUAUAGUUUUUGAACCAAGUUCUGGUAACGAGCGUUGCUCCUUCAAUUCGGACAAUGGUAGUCUCCGAGAAAGCGAGUUUAAUUAUAAUGCCGGGGAGUCAAAAUCAAAUUCUCUGGGUGAAUCUGUUUUAUGGAAUAAAUUGGAGAAUUGGGUUGAUCAGUAUAAGCAGGAUUCGGAGUUUUGGGGCAUUGGGUUUGGUCCUAUAUUUACUGUGUUUCAAGACUCACGAGGGAUUGUCGAGAGGGUUGUUGUUAAUGAGGACGAAAUCUUGAGAAGAAGUGGAAUAGAUUCGAGUUUGUAUAAGCAGAACGAACUUGUGGACUUCACGGAAGUGAACUCGAAAAUAUCUCAUGCUAAAUUUCUGGCUAGAGAGUUCGAGAGCGGGAAUUUUGUGCUUCCAAAGAAUAGUUCCGUUGCUAAGUUUGUAGUUUCUGAUCGGCAGCAGGGUUUUGUUAAUGCAAUUCGGGCUUUUACGCUUGGACCUAGUUUGUCUAGGAAGCUCUCAAGAUUAGGAAUUAUGGUGUUGUUUGGUUGUUUUGUGCUAUGGGCAAUAAAGGCAGCGCUGAGCGGUGGGAAAGAUAAGGAAGAGUAUACUAGAUUGGAGAAAGAAAUUAUGAGGAGAAAGAUAAAAGCAAGAAAGGAGAAAGAGAAGCUGGUGAAGGGUAGUGUAGAAGUUGUUCAGGAUAGUGUCGAGCCACAUAUGGUGUCUGCUGAAAGGCCUACGCUCAACAAGCAGGAUCUGGUGGAUAGUAUUAUGAAAGCUAAAGCAUCAAGUAAUAAACCAGCAGCACACGGAUCUUCUAAUAUUCAUGCUUCUGAAAGUAAGGAGUUUGAUAGUAAAAUUCAGGAGAUCAGAGCAAUGGCAAGGGCGGCAAGAGAGAUUGAGAGAGGAGAUGUUUCACCAGGUGAUAGUGAUGGAGGAGAUGAUCUAAACGUUAGCAAGCUGUCCAAUCGACAGGAAGUGGACAAAUGGCAUAGAGAGGGAGAUCCGGGAGAUAUGGAUCUCCUGAAUAACCAGUCUAAUGAAUAUUUGGGCCAAACAGGAGGUCUUAAUGGAGCUUCAAUGCCUUUGUCUUUACCUGAUAUGAAGAGCAAUGAUAAUGGAUCUAAUGAGGAAGCUUUGUCAGAUACUGGCAAUAGGCAAGCUUCUGUGACUUCGAUCACGAAAACUUCCCGUGACCAUGAGACCGCCUCAACAGAUAUGAUGAAUAUUGAGAAUGAAGUAAAGGUGAUGGAUAUUGCCGAAGUGAGCCAAUUACCCAGUACUUCAAAAUCCCAGUCGAGCAAACUAAAGAAAAGGUUCAGAGCAAAACCAAGGGUGAUAUCUUCAGUUAAGGAAGCUAGGGAGUUCCUCUCUCAAAAAUGUGACAAACUAGAGCCAAAGCAAGAACUCCAAGAUAGAAAUGCGCUAGAAGAUGCAGCAAUUUCAAGUCUUGAUAGUGGAAAGGAAACCGAUGACACCGCAAAGCAGAUAUUGGACAAAGACACUGAAGUGUCUGACCAUACCGCUCUAGAUGGCAGAUCAGAUUUUAACCCUGAUAUUAAUGACCACUAUGUUUCUGUUAUGAAGAGAAGGGAAACUCUUCCAACAGAAAGAAUUGAUCCUGAAGUUGCUGAUGAAGGACCGAAGGAGAAUGGUCUUUGGAUACCAAGAGCUUUAGGUCAUGAAGAAAAUUUUAACAGUUUAGAGACAGGAUCAUCUAGUUUCUCAUUGCCAAGUGAAAGGGAAAUAGAUAAUGGCACUGGCCAGGUACUGGACAAGGAAAACAAUGGCUUCCAAUAUGCCAUUUUAGGCGGGCCAUUAGAUUCUGUGUCUGCUGCAAGUGCUUGUGGAGAUUCUAAUCCAAAAGUAAGAGAUAGUGAUCCUGAAGAUGUUGGGGGAAAUGAUAAAGUGGAUAAUCUGCAAAAUCCCCCAAUUUCCUUAAUUCAUGAAAGCAACAGUAGAAGUACAGAGAUGGUACCAUCAGUCAGUAGGGAGAACUGGGUAGCAAAAAAUUUUCAUGAACUCGAGCCUCUAGUCAAGAAGAUUGGAGGUGGCUUCAGAUAUAACUAUAUGGAGGCUAGGGAAAAAGUUAAACAAGAAUUAUAUUUAAAUUCAGAUAUUAUACAGCCCAAAUCUGAUGAAAAUGACGAUGAAUUUGACUGGAUGAAAGAUGACAGGCUUAGAGAAAUUGUGUUUCAAGUCCGGGAGAAUGAGUUAGCAGGGAAAGAUCCAUUUUACCAGAUGGAUGAUGAAGCCAAACUCAAAUUCUUUCAGGGACUUGAGAGAAAAGUUGAGAAAGAGAAUCAGAACCAGUUAAAUUUGCAUAAGUGGAUCCACUCAAACAUUGAAAACCUUGACUAUGGUGCAGAUGGUAUCAGCUUAUAUGAUCCACUGGAGAAAAUUAUACCCCGUUGGAAAGGUCCUCCAAUAGAUAAAAAUCCCAAGUCCCCUGAUAGUUUUCUUGAGAGAAAUAAAAGCUUUUCUAGAAAUUCAAGUAAUUCAUACAUUGAGAGAGAGGAUGGGCAAGGCUCCUGUCAGAAAGCUAAAGAAUUUUUCUCCAACAAAAAUACUCUGUCAACUUCAGAAGUAAGUAACAAGAAUAUUAAACUUCUCAAUGGUGUUUCAAAGAGCCACAAGACAGUUAUUGAAAGCAGCAAUGGUUCUGUUAGAGCAGGCAAAAAGUCAGGAAAAGAGUACUGGGAGCACACAAAGAAAUGGUCCCAAGGGUUUUUGGAAUCUUACAAUGCAGAGUCAGACCCGGAAAUCAGAGCUGUCAUGAAGGAUGUAGGGAAGGAUUUGGAUCGAUGGAUCACCGAGAAAGAAAUACAGGAAGCGUCCGAUCUGAUGAAUAAGAUACCUGAGAGGGGACGGCAAUUUGUUGAAAAGAAACUUAAUAAGGUCAGAAGAGAAAUGGAACUUUUCGGGCCACAAGCUGUUGUGAGCAAGUACCGUGAAUAUGCAGAAGAGAAGGAAGAUCAUUUAUGGUGGCUAGAUCUACCCUUUGUACUGUGUAUCGAAUUGUACACAUAUGAAAGUGAGGAACCGAAUAUAGGAUUUUAUUCACUCGAGAUGGCAGCAGAUCUCGAAUUGGAUCCAAAGCAGUAUCAUGUGAUUGCUUUUGAGGACCCUGGUGAUUGCAAGAAUCUGUGCUAUAUUAUACAGUCUCAUAUGGAGAUGCUUGGAAAUGGCAAUGCAUUUGUUGUUGCAAGGCCACCUAAGGAUGCUUUUCGGGAAGCCAAAGCAAAUGGCUUUAGUGUUACAGUCCUCAGGAAAGGGGAGUUGCAGCUGAAUGUGGACCGGACACUGGAAGAGGUUGAGGAAGAAAUUACUGAGAUUGGUAGCAAGAUAUACCAUGAUAAGAUCAUGCAUGAACGCUCUGUGGAUAUAGGUGCCUUAAUGAAGGGUGUAUUUGGAACCAGCAAACCUGCUAAAAGGAGAAGAUCAAGGCGGAAACUGAGAAAGCCUAGAAAAUAAAGAAGAUAGUCAUCUUGAAACUUUCAAGAAGGGAACGUACCAACACUGUUGAGAAGAAAAGAGCAAGAAUUACAACAAAACAACCAAAUCAUUAAACGUUGUCAUUGGGAAAGCAGAGUAUAUGUUAUUGGCAAUUGUCCUGUGUUCAUCCUCUUCCAAAUGUGUUCAAUGCCCUGGGGGAUUUUGAUUUGCUAGAUUGAUUUUGACUACCAUGUUUAGGUAUCUACCGAGAAGUUCUAUUUCAAUGCUCAUUCCACACAUUACAAACCAUGGCUUCUUACAGCUUGCAGCCUGUGGUAGAACCUGUGUAAAUGAAGAAAAUUUCAAGAUGAGGACCACAAUUAGGAUUGUAGUUUAAAAGGGUGGAUCCUGAUGAACGAGGCUUCUUACUUGCAAGUGUUAAGCGAGUCGUUUUUUAUACUGUCUUACUCGUCUUAUAAAAAAUUAUUUUUGUAAUACUUGAAAAAUAAUCUUACUAUAAUAAUUAGUAUUGUACUUUAUUCA
Molecule: messenger RNA, 4466 nt
Organism: Diospyros lotus (date-plum)
Lineage: Eukaryota; Viridiplantae; Streptophyta; Magnoliopsida; Ericales; Ebenaceae
Exons: 6
Coding region: 252-3962 (1236 amino acids)
Source: RefSeq, a predicted model, not a curated record